Drepanopeziza brunnea f. sp. 'multigermtubi' MB_m1 is the source of this 1347-nucleotide messenger RNA. NCBI's taxonomy places the organism in Eukaryota, Fungi, Ascomycota, Leotiomycetes, Helotiales, Drepanopezizaceae. The record is from RefSeq and is a predicted model, not a curated record.
AUGAAGUCGCUUUCGGUUAUUUUCUGCUCGCUGCUUACGCUCGAGGUAUUUGCCGCUCCGUAUAUUGUCACUUCUUACGUUGUACUCUCUGUCUAUACCCUUGAGGGCUACACCCAGUCUGAUCGAACGCGCGCCUAUACCACUUAUUCUGGAACAACAUAUGCAGAGUCUCUUGCGACUUACACAUACCCCGCCAAUGUCCCUACGACGACCUACUCAGCGCUAUCCACAGUCACAACCUCGGCCGAGUACGCAGGAGUUACAGUUGUAGAGAUCCUCCUCGAGAGUGCUCCAGACUACGCACGUCCGUAUGCAUCCUACGACUCGGAAUCUUUGUAUCUCGAGACUCAGUAUGUCGUCCCUAUCACAUACAGUCCGGAUGCCACUUGCUCGCAGAACUGGACUCUCACCUCCAUGGUCCCCGUUUACGUCCCCGCGAUCGUCACUCCAACUAUUGCCUCUUUAUCCACGUCUGUGUCCACGUACUCAUUUGAGCACCUCAACCCGACCAUGUACACCGAAGUCCUUGCCAUUUUGAACCCCUCGGAUAUCGCUUCAUCGGACGUCGCAUCUGCGUCUGCGACCUACGCGCCAGAGUCGUACUACAUGUCGAACUGCUAUAUGCCGACUACGAAAUGCUACACCUCACCUACCGCGCUGUGCACGCAGGCAUGGUCUUAUGAUUUUUCCUCGUCGAGAUCCAGCAGUAGCUUUUACGACAGGGAUGACUACAACUACUGGACGCCGCUGAUUCUCCUCUGCGUCUUGGUUCCCGUCGGGUGGUUCCUCAUCUGGUUCUUCGUCGGCCUGCUGGAGAGCUGGGUCUCGUUCAAGGGUCUCAUGCUCGGCAAGCACCGCAAGAGAGGGCUGCCGUACGCGUGGUGCUGCAUCUGGUGGCUGUUCCUGUGCUGGGUGGGUCCGACGUACAAGGCGAAGAGUCUAGAGGAGCAGGCUGUUCUGCUAGAGCGCUGGAAGGAGAUGAAGAAAAGGGAGAAGUUCAAGUUGUGGAUGAAGCACGGGUUCAGAUGGAAAUACCCCGAUAUUCUUGGUGCCAAGCCGGAGCUUGCGAAGAGGGCUUUUAGGCAGGGCUUUCGAAAAUCCCCCUGUGCCACCAGCCCUGCUCAACCCAGUAGCCGCAGGCGGCUCAGAGCUCGACGUAUCACCACCUAUGGAAUUCAGCACCACAACAAUUCUGAAGCGGCAAGCCUCCCUUCCAUGUCGAAGCUCGGCUUUCUCAUACUCGGCGGUGGUGGACGAGAUAAUCCGUAUCCAAGAUCAUUGGACUGCACAAGCGUUCAAAAAACUCGGGUGGUGAUAUGCAUAGAUCGGCGUAAUCGAGAUCUUUAA